GUUUGGCGGCUGGCGCUGUGGAAGGAGGCGGAGGCAGUGGCGACCGCGCGGGGAGGGGGAGUCCCGUCUGACUGAGACGGCAGGGCGGAGCGCCGGGGCCAGGGGAUGAGCUAAGCGGGCUGCUAGUGCCGCGGCAUUCAGCCCCCUCGUGUCCCGCCCGCCGCGCGUGAACGCAUCGGACCCCGCGCUUCGGGCUCUCCCCGGCGCUCGCGCGGGGGUCGGCGGGGAGUCACUACUAUCCUACUGUCGGGCUCUAUGAAAUCAUCUCAAGAAUGUUUUAACAGGUUAAAUGAUAAAGACUUAUUCCUUGGCUGGUUGUCUACUCCCACCUUGAGGAAAGAACAGGGUAGAAAGCCACUGAGAAAUCACACUGGCCUAGUACAAGGAAGGAGGACAGUCAUUCCCUUUAAAAGGUAUUUCUCAAUCUCGAGGCCUGAAGAAUUUACAUGUUGGGAACUGCUGUUUUCCAUCAGAAACUCCAGUAAUGUAAGCAGUCUAACAUGCUUAGCUACUUUGACCUAAUGGAGUGAGAUAAGAAAUAAAAAGCAUCUGGAUUGGACAGAGAUUGAAAGGGAGAAAAACAAAGCAAUCUCCCAUUAGUUAAUGAAUGGAUGCAAGUUUAGUAAUGGAAGAUGAUUGAAGACAAGGGGCCUCGUGUUGCUGACUACUUUGUUGUAGCAGGCUUAACUGAUGUUUCAAAGCCUCUUGAAGAGGAAAUUCACUUCAACGAUGCCUGUCACAAAGUGGCUAAACCAAAAGAACCCAUCACAGAUGUUUCUGUUAUCAUCAAAUCCCUUGGGGAGGAGGUGCCACGGGAUUACACAUGUAUUGACUUUACCCCAACUGGAUUGUCAGCAGAUCUCAAUAAUGGAAGUCUUGUAGGACCCCAGAUUUACCUUUGCUAUAAAAGAGGGAGAGAUAAACCUCCACUUACAGAUCUGGGGGUAUUAUAUGACUGGAAAGAAAGACUAAAACAGGGCUGUGAGAUUAUUCAAAGUACUCCCUAUGGACGACCUGCCAAUAUUAGUGGCAGUACCUCAUCACAAAGAAUCUAUAUCACUUACCGAAGAGCCUCUGAAAACAUGACUCAGAAUACCCUUGCUGUCACAGACAUAUGCAUUAUUAUACCCAGUAAAGGAGAAAGUCCACCACACACAUUCUGCAAGGUCGACAAGAAUCUCAACAAUAGUAUGUGGGGAUCUGCAGUGUACUUAUGCUAUAAAAAAUCAGUGGCAAAGACUAACACUAUAUCCUACAAAGCAGGUCUAAUUUGCAGAUAUCCUCAAGAAGAUUAUGAGUCAUUUUCACUACCAGAAUCUGUUCCCCUGUUUUGUUUACCAAUGGGUGCAACUAUCGAAUGCUGGCCACCAAACAGCAAAUACCCUCUUCCUGUGUUCUCUACAUUUGUGUUGACUGGAGCCUCAGCUGAAAAGGUCUAUGGUGCUGCUAUUCAGUUUUAUGAACCAUACUCUGAGGAGAAUCUUACAGAAAAACAGAGACUUCUUUUGGGUUUAACGUCUCAGGAGGAUGGAAAGUCUGAUGGUUCUAGAACAAUUCACACUAACAAAUGCAUUUGCCUUCUUUCUCACUGGCCUUUUUUUGAUGCAUUCAGAAAGUUUCUGACUUUUCUUUAUCGUUAUUCCAUCUCUGGACCUCAUGCCCUUCCAAUUGAAAAGCAUAUUUCUCAUUUUAUGCAUAAAGUUCCUUUUCCGUCUCCUCAGAGGCCACGGAUUUUAGUUCAGUUAUCACCACAUGAUAAUUUGAUUCUCAGUCAGCCUGUUUCUUCACCUCUUCCACUAAGUGGUGGAAAGUUUUCAACACUACUUCAGAAUCUUGGCCCUGAAAAUGCUGUGACACUACUGGUGUUUGCUGUAACAGAACAUAAAAUUCUCAUCCAUUCCCUACGGCCUUCUGUGCUUACUAGUGUGACAGAAGCAUUAGUGUCUAUGAUUUUCCCUUUCCACUGGCCAUGCCCAUAUGUUCCUCUCUGCCCACUGGCUUUAGCAGAUGUCCUCAGUGCGCCAUGUCCAUUCAUAGUAGGGAUUGAUUCAAGAUACUUUGAUCUUUAUGACCCUCCACCAGAUGUCAGUUGUGUUGACCUAGAUACCAACACCAUUUCUCAAACUGGUGACAAAAAGAGUGUGGCCUGGAAGAUUCUUCCAAAGAAGCCAUGUAAAAACCUGAUGAAUACACUGAAUAAUUUGCACCAGCAAUUGGCAAAAUUGCAGCAGAGGCCAAGAGAUGAUGGACUAAUGGACUUAGCAAUGAAUGAUUACGAUUUUAAUUCUGGGAAAAGGCUGCACAUGAUAGAUUUGGAAAUCCAGGAGGCAUUCUUGUUUUUCAUGGCCUCUAUUUUAAAAGGUUAUAGAUCAUACUUAAGGCCAAUAACACAAGCUCCAUCUGAGACAGCAACAGAUGCAGCCUCUCUUUUUGCUCUUCAAGCCUUCUUAAGAAGCCGGGACCGAUCACAUCAAAAAUUCUAUAACAUGAUGACCAAAACACAAAUGUUUAUUCGCUUCAUUGAGGAAUGUUCUUUUGUCAGCGAUAAAGAUGCAAGCCUGGCUUUUUUUGAUGAUUGUGUAGAUAAAGUGGAUAUGGACAAGAGUGGUGAAGUUCGGCUUAUAGAACUGGACUCAUCUUUCAAAAGUGAACAUACUGUCUUUGUGACACCACCCGAGAUCCCCCAUCUACCCAAUGGUGAAGAGCCCCCAUUACAGUACAGCUAUAAUGGAUUUCCAGUUCUCAGAAACAAUUUAUUUGAGAGGCCUGAAGGAUUUCUACAAGCAAGAAAGAACAAGCUGCCUUCAAAACCCAGCAGUCCUAGUAGCCCUUCUCCCAUGUUCAGAAGAACAAAGCAGGAAAUCAAAUCAGCCCAUAAGAUUGCGAAGAGGUAUUCUUCUAUCCCUCAGAUGUGGUCUAGGUGUCUGCUGCGUCACUGUUACGGAUUGUGGUUUAUUUGUCUCCCAGCUUAUGUGAAGGUUUGUCAUUCCAAAGUCAGGGCUCUGAAAACAGCGUAUGAUGUGCUUAAAAAAAUGCAGCUGAAGAAGAUGGAUCCACCCGAUGAGGUGUGCUACCGAAUUCUCAUGCAGCUCUGUGGACAGUAUGACCAGCCCGUGCUUGCAGUUCGAGUGCUUUUUGAAAUGCAGAAAGCUGGUAUUGACCCCAAUGCAAUCACUUAUGGGUAUUACAAUAAGGCUGUUUUGGAAAGUACAUGGCCUUCAAGAAGUCGCAGUGGCUAUUUUCUUUGGACAAAAGUAAGAAAUGUUGUUUUAGGAGUCGCACAGUUCAAAAGAGCUUUGAAGAAACAUCCACACUUACCACAGAGAGCUCUCUCGGGUGGUCGGUCUGAUCUUGGAUAUAAUUCAUUAUCUAAGGACGGUAUUAGAAGAGAGGGUACAUCUACUGAAGACAUUCAAGGGGAAAAAGACAAAAAAGGGAGUGAUUCUAGUUCCUUGUCAGAGAAUGAGAGUACAAAAGGAAGUGCUGAUUGCCUUCCUACUCUCAGUUACCGAAGUUCUUCAACUAUAGUUCGCCUCAGUGGUGCAGAUAACAACAGUGCUGAUAAAAUGGCUGGAGAAUCUGAGGAAAGUACACCUGAGCUGCUCUUAAUGCCGUCUCCUGAGAAUACAAAUGAAACACAAACCAUGCAAAGUAGAUGCUUCAGGAGAAGACAUAAAAGUGAUGAUGAAUCUCAUUUGCAGCAGCAAACAGCCUGGGGAAAUAGGAACCGUAAUCUUAGUGGUGGGGUUCUGAUGGGAUUUAUGCUGAAUAGAAUUAACCGGGAAACAAACCCUGGAGAUAUGGUUGAAAAAUUAGGAGCUGAUGCAAAAAUUCUUUCAAAUGUUAUCUCAAAAAGCACAAGACCAAAUAGUCUUGAUAUAGGAAAGCCACCUGUAAAAUCAAAAAGAGACAGCCUAGAAAAGGAAUCUAGUGAUGAUGACACGCCUUUUGAUGUCUCUAACUGCUUGGAUAAAGUGGAUUCUCCUGUUAUUUUUGACUUAGAAGAUUUAGACACUGAAGCAGAUGGAUCGAAAGUGGGAUGUGUCGCUACACAAAAUCCCAAGAGGCUCCAACGUAUGAACAGCAGCUUUUCAGUAAAACCUUCUGAAAAAACAGAUGUUGUAACAGGAUUUGACCCCCUCUCUCUCUUGGUUGCUGAGACUGAACAGCAGCAGAAGGUGGAAGAAGAAGAGGAUGAAGAUGAUAGCAAAAGCAUUUCAACACCAUCUGCUAGGCGCAAUUUAGCUGAAGAAAUUGAGAUGUAUAUGAAUAACAUGAACAGUCCUUUGACAAGCCGAACACCAAGCAUUGAUUUACAACGAGCAUGUGAUGAUAAGUUAGCUAAUAAGAAAAGUCCAACAUUGGUCAAGGCCUGCAGAAGAUCAAGCCUCCCUCCAAAUUCUCCUAGGCCAGUGAGACUUACCAAAUCUAAGAGUUAUACCAAAAGUGAGGAGAGACCAAGGGAUCGACUGUGGUCUUCACCAGCCUUCUCACCCACUUGUCCAUUUAGGGAAGGAUCUCAAGAAACACUAGCCCAUUCAUCACCUUCAUUUAAUUUAGAUACACUGCUGGUACCCAAACUAGAUGUUCUAAGGCACAGUGUGUUCUCUGCGGGGAAAGGAGUUGCAGAGAAAGCAAGCAAAUGGUACUCAAGGUUCACCACGUAUACCACAUCAUCAAAGGAUCAAAGUUCUGAUCGUACCAGUCUUUCUUCAGUGGGAGCCCAGGAUUCUGAAUCUACCUCUUUGACAGAUGAAGAUGUCUGCCAUGAGUUGGAAGGAGCCACUUCUUCCCAAGAAAGCAGUGCCACUUCAGGGGCCAAGGGAAUAGAUGCCAGCCGCACAAGCCUGGGAAGCUCCGCCUCCUUAGAAGGAUCCCUAUCAAAGUUUGCCUUACCUGGAAAGUCAGAAACUGCAUCUUCCCUCAACACCAGUAAUACAAAUAUCUUCCAGAACUAUGCAAUGGAGGUUCUCAUCUCAAGUUGUUCUCGGUGUAGAACUUGUGAUUGUCUUGUCCAUGAUGAGGAAAUCAUGGCUGGCUGGACAGCAGAUGACUCCAAUCUCAAUACUACAUGCCCAUUUUGUGGCAAUCUUUUCUUACCCUUUCUGAAUGUUGAAAUCAGAGAUUUAAGGCGACCUGGAAGAUAUUUCUUGAAGUCCAGCUCAUCUACAGAAACCAUGCCCUUUGCAUCCUCCUUCUCACAUCAGACAAGGCAGCCUUGCAUUUCAGCAUCAGCCUCUGGUCUCAACACAUCUGCUCUCUCUGUUCAAGGGAAUUUUGAUCUAAAUAACAAAUCUAAACUGCAGGAAAAUACCUGUGCUCGAAGUAUUCAGAUCCCUGCUCACAGAUCAAAAACGGUUGUGUCGAAGUGCCCGCUAUUUCCAAUGGCCAGAAGCAUUAGUACUUGUGGCCCCUUGGAUAAGGACGAUCCUGGAGGACAGAAGCUCAUCCCUACAGGCAGCCUGCCAGCAACUUUACAAGGAGCUACAGAUUCCUUAGGGUUAGAAUGGCACCUUCCAAGUCCAGACCCUGUCACUGUCCCAUACCUUAGUCCCUUAGUGGUAUGGAAGGAACUUGAGAGCUUAUUGGAAAAUGAAGGUGACCAUGCAAUAACAGUGGCAGACUUUGUGGACCAUCAUCCAAUUGUCUUUUGGAACUUGGUGUGGUAUUUUAGACGUCUCGACUUGCCUAGUAACUUGCCUGGAUUGAUUCUUUCUUCUGAGCAUUGUAACAAGUAUUCAAAGAUUCCCCGCCACUGUAUGUCUGAAGAUAGUAAAUAUGUUUUAAUACAGAUGUUAUGGGACAAUAUGAAAUUACAUCAGGAUCCAGGGCAACCCCUGUACAUUCUCUGGAAUGCCCACAGUCAGAACCGCACUCUUUUGUUUGAGACUCAAAAGUAUCCAAUGGUUCAUUUAUUACAAAAAAGUGAUAACUCAUUUAACCAGGAACUGUUGAAAAGUAUGGUGAAAAGCAUUAAAAUGAAUGAUGUCUAUGGACCCAUGAGUCAGAUUUUAGAGACUCUGAAUAAGUGUCCACAUUUUAAAAGACAACGGAGUUUAUAUAGAGAAAUACUAUUUCUCUCACUUGUGGCUCUGGGAAGAGAAAACAUUGAUAUAGAUGCAUUUGACAAAGAGUACAAGAUGGCAUAUGAUCGUCUCACACCCAGUCAGGUCAAGAAUACACAUAACUGUGACAGGCCGCCAAGUACUGGGGUGAUGGAGUGCCGAAAAACCUUUGGAGAACCUUACCUUUAAGAUGUGUGUGUAUAUGUAUACAUUCGAUAUAUAUUGUAUAGUCAGUGUACAAAGUAACACUUUUAGACUCUAAACUUCAGUUUUUGAAAAUGCACUUGUAAAUGGGUUGGAAAUUUUAGGUCGCUGUGUACAGAAUGCUUUCGUAAGAGAACAGUGACUGAUAGGGAGAGAGCCACUUCCCAUUUCUUUCUUCUCUUGCUCCCCUGUGAAGUAAUUAAGUACUUUGUGAUGAGAAAGUCUCUUUAAAGACUUGGUUGCCACAAGAUUACACAACUGUUUUAUGGUUUCUCUUGAAAGAGAUGGGUAGAAAAUCAUGUAUGGAACCUAAGCAGAAAUGUAAGCCCAAGUAUCUCCUGUUUUCAUGGACUGUUCAAAUGCUUUGACCAUGAAGUUGUAUUAUACAUAUUUUAAAUUGUUUAUAGUAAGUUGAUAUUUUUUUAAUUUUUAAAUUUAAUAUAGCAAACUUAAAAUGAAUUUAAACUUAUGAAACAAGUGUUUAUUUUCUUUGUCUCUGGUCUUUGAAGUAAUUAGCACAGCUGCAAAUCUCUAUAUGUUUAUCUACCUAUAUAUUUUUUUUAUUACUUGAGAGAAUGAAUUUUAACUCAUCAGUGCUGGUGUCCUCGGAUUGCAUGCUAGCACCUCUAAGUCUGACCACUGAGAGUGAGUGAUGGAAAGGCAGGGCAUGAGCCAGUGCAGGGAGUGCCAGCCAGGGUGCCUCCGCCAUGGUCCAGUCUCCUCCACUGUGAGUAGAUGCAGACAGUACCCAGGGAAAAUAGCUCACAAUCCAAAUAGCAACUUAAAUAUUAAUAUUCUAUGUGAAAACUUACAUAGGGGAUAUUCCGUUGACAACUAAUUCUUCUAAAUUUCACCCAAAAUAUUGGGUAUAAAGCAAAUUGUACUAUAAAAUAUGUAUCUGAAAUAUGGUUUAAUGGGGUAUUCUGUUAAUAAUAUGUAUAGAGAGAGAUUCAAAGUAUUUUUUGAAAGCAAAAAUAUAGUAACCGUCUAAAAGUACAGCCAGAGAGAAUUUCCCAUAUUGAGGAACUUAGCUCUUUCAACAAGCUUCAGAAUCUGAAGGUCAUGGAAUCUAAAAUGUAGAACUAUACAUAAUCAGACAAUAAAUUCAAUGUUCAAACACCGUGAGUAUUAAAUUGACUUUUAAAAUGUAUUUUUAGUUAUAUUAUUUCUAAGAUCACUUUUUAAAAUAAUUUCUCAUAAGAAAAAAGCAUCCUUUGCCUUUUAAAAUUGUCCAUGUCUUUUCAGUAUUUGUAUGUACAUUUGCAAAGGCUGUCGUGUAUAAAGGAAGGCUAGCCAUUUUAAAAGGAAGAGGAAAGGGGUGGUCUCAGACUUGGGUUUAAAGCCAACAGACAUGAUGCUCGACCUGGAAAUACCUUAGAUCCCUGAGACCCACCAGUUCAGCCACAGAAAAGCUGCCUUUCGGUUCCUGCCACCACUGAGCAGCCAGGCUGAAGCACUCACAGCUCUGCCCUCAGAGAGCAUAAAAUGUGAAUCUUGAGUUCAGCUGGUGGAGCUGAACUUACCUACUUGAACACACUGGUGCUACGCACACGCGUACCUGCCGCUCCUGUCGGAUCCACUCCAGCCUCACUCUCCUCUACCGUUUCUCAUUCUCCAAGAAGAUUUGAGAGAGGAGGCUGUCGGCACUGGUGGUAAACAUCCCUUCAAACAGGAAUUGGGUUGAUAUGGGUUCUUGUCUGUGUUUUCUUUUUAUUUCCCUUAUGAGGACAGCUUGCACUGUUCCCUACUGUUUCUGUAAUGUAAACUGUGUAGGAAGGAGAGUUCGUCUGACAGAGACAAAACGGCUCUUCAUACUCACUCAGAAAACUGAGCACGAUUUCUGUCUCCCAGCUCUACCCUGAGUUUUGUUUUCUGUCUCUGAAUAAAGUUGUGUUUCUCUUGCUUUUAAUCUUUAGGAAUUAUUAUUGUAUGAAGACAGUUUUUUAAAAUAAUAUCUAAAACCUGGAACAGAACUCAGUCAGUCCUGCGCCAAAGAAAACUAAAAGAAGGAUCAUCUUCUGAAACAAUUUACUGCAAGCAGGUUUUCAGUAUUUUGUUGAACAUACACAUCUUGGGAAAGUGCAGCCGAUAGUGUUGGAGAGCAGUGUCUUUUCCUCCACUAAGUUCUUACUUUUCAUUCUUAGUUUUGCUUAUGUUUCAGUUGCUGGAAAUAAACCACGCUCCUGUUAGUACAGUUUGUUUAAGACUCUCAUAGGUUUGAACAUUUCUCUGUGUAUGUAUAUACUACUUUAAAUAUUCAACAUUUUCCUCCCGUUGCCAGAUUUCACAGUAUAUAGCUAUUCAUCUUCUGAUUGUCUUUUUUCUUAACUUUUUUAUAACCUUUAAACCCUCGAAACUAUCAACCGAUCUAUAAUAAAGUUGUCUAGUAUGUCUUCUCAUUUUUGUAUAUAGAGAAAUGACCCUGAAAAUGUUGGUUCAGCAUUUUAGGCAAUAAAUCCUUAUUUUUA
Alexandromys fortis (reed vole) is the source of this 8737-nucleotide messenger RNA. RefSeq names its product DENN domain containing 4A (gene Dennd4a). Gene Ontology annotation, biological process: regulation of Rab protein signal transduction. The record is from RefSeq and is a predicted model, not a curated record. Bases 633 to 6254 code for a protein of 1873 amino acids. Gene Ontology annotation, molecular function: protein binding. Lineage: Eukaryota; Metazoa; Chordata; Mammalia; Rodentia; Cricetidae. Gene Ontology annotation, cellular component: cytoplasmic vesicle; ESCRT I complex. The transcript is spliced from 36 exons.